Messenger RNA from Motacilla alba alba, 3048 nucleotides. It is a transcript of the gene BRDT, whose product is annotated as bromodomain testis associated. Gene Ontology annotation, biological process: chromatin remodeling; positive regulation of transcription elongation by RNA polymerase II. The record is from RefSeq and is a predicted model, not a curated record. Gene Ontology annotation, cellular component: chromatin; nucleus. The coding region runs from base 1 to 3048 and encodes 1015 amino acids. The transcript has 19 exons. NCBI's taxonomy places the organism in Eukaryota, Metazoa, Chordata, Aves, Passeriformes, Motacillidae.
AUGUCUGUUCAAAGCCAGCACUGUGCCAUUAUUAUGAACCCUCCUCCACCAGAGUACAUCAAUAACAAAAGCAGUGGAUGUCAAACAAACCAACUUCAGUACUUACAGAGGGUGGUCAUGAGAGCCAUGUGGAGACACAACUUUUCCUGGCCGUUUCACCAACCUGUAGAUGCAGCAGCACUGAAUCUGCCUGAUUAUUACACUAUCAUAAAAAAACCUAUGGAUUUAGGCACCAUAAAAAAGCGACUGGAACACAAUUACUACACAAAAGCUGCAGAAUGUAUUGAAGACUUUAAAACUAUGUUCUGGAACUGCUACAUGUACAACAAGCCAGGUGAUGACAUUGUGUUUAUGGCCGAAGAACUAGAAAAAGUCUUUAUGCAGAAAAUAGCCCACAUGCCACCAGAAGAAAGACCAGUGAGUCUCAAGAAAGCAAAGAGAAAAGGAAAGAAGACAGAAGAACCACGGCAGCCCAAUCCUGGGAUUUCAAAUGAACAAAGCACAAAUGAGAAGCAAGCUCAAAGCAGUGAGCAGCCUCCAGUGAUGACUCAAGAGCAACAGCAGGUUCCACUGGCUCCUUUGUCUGCAGCUCAGCUGACUGCUUUAAUGCCAGCUGCAGUCUCUAUAACAAAAGCAAAAAAAGGUGUGAAAAGGAAGGCUGACACUACAACUCCUACUACUUCAAUAGUCACAGCAAGUGGUGAAUCUUCUGCAAUGCUUAAUGAAAGAAAAGCUGUUAAAGCAUGUAGAGUUGAAAAUGAAUGUAUGGUAACAAAUAAGCUUCCGAAGAGAUCCUUUUCAGAUUCUCAACAGCCACCUGGAAUUAUUAAAAAGAUUCAGUUGUCAGGACAACUAAAACAUUGUAAUGCAAUACUUAAAGAAAUGUUUUCCAAGAAACAUGCAGCAUAUGCGUGGCCUUUCAUAAAACCUGUGGAUGCAGCAUCUUUGUCCACUGGUGUGAACCAAGCCAUUGCCAAAUGUCCUACAGACCUAGGAACCAUUAAAAAGAAAAUGGAUAACUUUGAAUAUCAUGAUAUACAAGAAUUUGCUACAGAUGUUAGAUUAAUGUUCAUGAACUGCUACAAACGUAAUUCUUCAGACCAUGAAAUAGUUGCUAUGGCAAGAAAACUUCAGGAUGUUUUUGAAAUGCACUUUGCUAAAAUUCCUGAUGAACCUGUUGCGAGUGAUCAUCUGCCACAGCCUGUGAGAGAAAUGACAGAAGCUUAUUCCAGUGAAAGCAGUAAUGAUAACUCUUCAGAAGAAAAAUCAUCUGAAGACUCUGAAGAGGAGAAAAAAGUGAACCUCAAAAAGCUUCACGAGCAACUUAAAGCUCUUCACCAGCAGUUGUGGGUUUUGACCAAAGCAUGCUUAUCUAGACCAGGAAAGAAAAAAGGAAAGGCUAAAAGUGAGAAAAGAAAGAACAAGGAAAAAGCUGAAAUUAAAAGCUUGAUUCAAAAGAAGAAAAGUGUGAAAUACAUGAAGAAAUCCAAGAGAAAGAUGUCUUUAAACAUUCAAUCAAAGAAAACCAUGCAGCAGGCCUUGUUGGCACAUAAGUCAGAAGAUGAAGAUGGUGCCAAACCUAUGAAUUAUGAUGAAAAACGACAGUUGAGUUUGGACAUAAAUAAACUCCCUGGAGAUAAGCUUGGGAAAGUAGUCCAUAUAAUACAGUCAAGAGAACCUGCACUGAAGAACUCUAACCCUGAUGAGAUAGAAAUAGACUUUGAAACUUUAAAUGCUUCAACACUCAGAGAACUAGAGAGAUAUGUAGCAACCUGUUUGAGGAAGAAACAAAGAAUGCAGGCUAAAACCCCAACAAAAUCAAAAGAAGAGCUUAAUUUUGAGAGGAAACAAGAGUUAGAGAAGAGACUACUGGAUGUCAAUGGUCAACUAAACCCAAAGAAGGAGAGCUUCAAGACUGAAAACAAUGCUGAGUCAAGUACUGGGCCAAGCAGACUGAGUGACAGCAGCAGCAGCUCCUCAGAUUCUGGCAGCAGCUCUAGCAGUGAUUCUAGCUCCUCAGAUAGCAGUGACUCUGAAUCAGUUACAGAAACCUGUUCAAAACAGACUGGAGCCAGGCAGAACUGUCCAGCUUCUAUGGAAAAAUCUAAGAGGACAUCCUGCAAUGCUGUUCUGCAAGCACAGCCCUCCUCUCUUACUAGCAGCUUGCAAAAUCAUGGAUCCUCUGAACUGCAGCAGCAGCCUCCCAAUAUACUGCAAAUGCUUCAGUGUAGAUCACUUAAUGCAUCAGAACAAAAGGCUCAGACUCUCUCAGGUAAAAUCUCAGCUGUACCUGCUCUGCAUGAGGCUCCAGACCAGCCAACUCCUCAGAGCACUCCAAAGACCAAUCAGUCUUCUGUCACCCACUCCAGAAAUGUUUUUCCAGAGGUGUCUAACACCAUUUUCCAAGUUGAUAGUGCUGACUGGAGUAAACAAGCUGAGCAAACAAGACAUCUAGACAAAUCAAAUAAACUUCAAAACAAGACCAGCAUAAGAACUGCUGAUUUAAUAUCCAUAAGUCAAGAACAAAGUGAUUGUACACCCAAUGAUAAAUCUAAUGAUAAAAACAUAUUAGAGCCAAUGCCUGAACUUCUCCCAAGAAAGGAUACAGAAUUGAAGACUGUCGAUUCCUGGGUAAGCCUGUGUAAAACGAUGAAGCUCCCGGCUCCAAUAAAAGCAUCUGCUGAGAGCUUCAAUCAGUUCAGGGACGCAGUAUUAAAGAGGAGUGGGCAAGUGCAGGAGUCAAAAAGGUCUCUUGGGCAAGCUGAGAGGGAGCUGCAAAAUCUUCCCCAAGAAAACAAAAGAUUUGUAACCACUUCUGUGGGCCAUGAAAGCACAGAAUUGAAUGCCAUGGCAGUGACAGACUGUGAGCUUGAAAAAGAAAUACAUAAGAGUAAACUGCCUGAGGCUCAACAACGUGUUCUUGAUCCAGACCGUAACUUGGCUAGAAAAAUGGAACAAGAACGCAGGAGGAAGGAAGCAACAGCUUGGAUAAUUGAUGUGAAUCUGCAGAGAGAUAUUAUGGCAUCUUUCGAAGAGUAUCUUGAGUAA